Rhipicephalus microplus (southern cattle tick) is the source of this 8088-nucleotide messenger RNA. RefSeq lists its product as uncharacterized. NCBI's taxonomy places the organism in Eukaryota, Metazoa, Arthropoda, Arachnida, Ixodida, Ixodidae. The record is from RefSeq and is a predicted model, not a curated record.
GUGGCGCCCACUUCCUCAGCGGUGGCGUCAGCCAUUACGAUCCACGAGGAGCUGCUAGGUAGGAACCGCGAGCAACACUUCGGACAUGAAAGACCGCGCAACGAUUUCGGCGUUGGCCGGAGGCGAAGGAUACCGAUGCUGGCUAUGACUGCAGGGGCAGCCUACCCGUCGCACCCUUCAGCCAAUCACACUCUCCCUCUCCCCACCCACGUCUGAACCUACAGGACCGUGGAUCGCCAGCGCAGCCCGAGCCGGCAGGGCGGCACUCGGCCCAGCGGCGUCAUGCCGAGCGCCGCCGUCCACCGGGCCGAUUCGACCCGGUCGGACAACUCGGACGCCUCCGGACGCAGUGCCGAGUCCCGCGGUUCGGCCGGCAAGAAGGUCAGCUUCAGCCGAGCCGUCAGGGUCAAGAAGUUUCCGCGCCGACACGAAGGCAGCUCCAACUCCGUCGCGCACGCCGGAAACGGAGAUGUCGUCGAUUCUGCACAGGUGCCCCCUUCGCCAGAGAAGAAGUUCUGGUUCAAGGUGUACAAAAACCGGCACCACCACGACAAAACCGCCAGCGGCAGCCGCAUCGCCGAAGAAGAUCCCGUACCGCUGGAGACCACGGUGUCGGACUCCUCCGGGCACCAUCACCACCACCACGCGCGAGGUCCGUCGUCCGUCGCCCGAAGCGCGUCCUCGGCAUCGGCGUCUCGGUCGCCGCGACGAAGACCGGACUCGCCCGUGGUGAAGAGGAACCACGUCCGGCGGAUCGUGCAGAAGUUCGACCGUGAGGCGACGCUGCGGCACGACCCGCCGGCGAGUAGCUCCAGGGAGUCGUCCCCACCGCCGAUACCUCCUCCCCCGUCCGUGGUUCGCAGCUACUCGGUCGAGGAGUACACGAGGCCCGGGACGCCCAUCGAGCUCCAGAGGAGUCCAGCGCCCAAGCGCAGCAACCGGCUGGUCGACGGCGUCAAGGUCAUCUUGGCUCCCCUCACUCGGAAGAAGUCGUCGGCCUCGAAGAAGGAGGUCCGCAGCGCGGGCACCGGCACACUCGUCAGGGAGGAAGACUUUGAGGAAGUCAACAACAACGAGAACAAGGAGAACGAGCCGGUCGAAGAAGAGGAAGAGAUGCCCGUCAUGGUAGACAAGGCGACACAGGUCAAACCCUUCGACUUGGAAGAGUUCUUCGCGACCAGUGGCGACGUUUCACACCUCUACAGCCAGGUAGACAAGAGCAAGAAGACAACCACGUUCAAGACUCCCGAGAUACACGUGCACCACCCCGAAGUAGUGGUGGACUACCCGAUUACGUCCAACCCUCGCUACGUUGACGACCGCGACUACGAGUACUACGAUCGAAGCCGAGCCUCGUCUUCGUCACCGACGCUGAGACGAGGCGGCGACGUUUCCACGACCCCGGAGCCCGAGUACGGAAGCAUCCGGCGGGUGAAGUCGUCAAGCCGCAGCUUCGGCUUCAACCUGGGGCGCUGGGAGCACGACGACAAGCGUCGUGACUCGGACACCUCUAGCAUCAACAGCGAGCCUGGUAUACUGGGUCGCGACGCCGGAAGCAGGCCCGGCAGCGUGCUCAAGGCGUACGACUCCAAGAAGCGUGAGCUGAGCUACGAGAACGUGCCGGCCAGGGUCUCGGAGACCGAGAGGUCUAGGACGGGCUCUCCGACCACGUCGACGUCAGGGGUGUGGGUUCGAGACAUAGAGAAAGACUACCGUCGAGGGAUGGCCGACGCGGACGUGACAGUGCCCAGCAGCGGGUACGUGUUCACGUACACUGCGUCAAUGGGAGGAGACCGGUCAUCCAAGAAGAAGACGACCAAGUCGAGCUCUCGAGACGCGUCGCCCACCUUGCUUGACAACGGCAGCCUGUCCAGGACUCACCGGAGGUCUCCGUCGCGCGGGCCGCGCUCCGUCAGUUCUGAUCAGACUUCGGUGCGAGGUGGCCUGGCUGCUGCCUAUCAGGCAAGGCAGGCAAGAGCCGCCGCGUCUUCGUCCAACGGUCGGGUGUCUAAGUCGUCCUCGCCCCGUUCUCCGCGGAUCCAGGCGAGCCCCAGUCGGUCCUCAGCCGUCGCCUCCGGGUCCGUGCCCGGUUCGGCCCAGGGCUCGGUGGCCGGCUCGGUGAUCAGUGAGCCGGCCUACCAGCGGGACACGGUGGUGCUUUACAUUCCGGGUGUGAGUCACCACGCGACGCCGUCCGAGGCAUCGCUGCGCGUCUCCCGCAGCCAGUCCGUCUUGAACAAGGAGAGCAAGGCCUCCACUUCGCGCAGCGCCUCCAAGAGUAGCCACAAGUCCAAGUCGCCCCCGAGCCGCCAGCCGAAGAGGGCCGCCUCUGAAAGCGACAUACGCAGGACCAAGUCUAUACCGAAGGGUGCCAAGUUUCCAUGGCUCAGAAUCAAGCCGACCGUGACGGCGACGCCUGUGCACUAGCGACGAUGAGACUGUCAUGCUGCUGCUGAGGCUAUAGUUUUGCGUUUCGAAGUGCACUGAUGUGUCGGCGCCUUCUUAAAACGGCGAUGGCAGUUGACGAGGUCCAGUGAACUGUGGUAGACUAGGUGAAAACUGCGUGAGCAAAGAGAGUGCUGGAUUUUUUUUUACCAAAGUAACUGAUAACUCCGUAUUGAACUCCACUUUGCAGGGGGUGUUUUGCGUCACAUUGAAGCAAUUUUGCUGUGCUAACAUAGCGUACUGGAUAGAAAUGACUAUUCUAUUGAAGUUGACGUUUUAAAGUUAACUCUGUGUCUCUAUGGUGUUGUAAUCUACUCGAGAAUACGAGAACUACAACAAACAAAAAAAAGACGGAGUAAAUAGGGAACGAGCAUCAUACAUCCGUAAAAAUAGGAGUUGCCAGUAUUCCCUUUAUUUUUAAAGUAUAGCGACGCCCGUGUCAUCUGAGCCGGCUUCUAUCUCAUACUAUUUGGUCAGUCAGGACUGCAUUGGCAGGCAGCACAGUUUUGUGUGAAUGUCCUAUUGGCGCAAGGUAGGCUGACAACUAUAAUGGCCAGCUUCUGAGGAGGAUAAGGAUGUAGUUCUGUGUGCGCGUGCUCUGGUGUUAGUUUUCUGACCUUUUGUGCCGAAAGUUAACGCCCUAUUUUCUGCCCGCGUCCUUGUGUCUUUGUGGCAUUUUCUGGCGGAGGGACUUGGUACGGUAGAUGAUACGAUCCCGAGAGAGCACCCCAGAGGCAAGCCCGUCGAGUAGCUCAGCCGAGCUUACCCCUGUGCACGUACGUUCCAGUCGUCGUCUCCAGGGGCUCGAGCCACAGCACGGUUUGCUGCCUGAACGGCAGAGAACUAUGACCCAAACAGCCCCCAAUGUCACCGCGCUAGCACCUGCACACCUAGUUGUCAGCCUACCUUGCGACAAGCUCUAUCAAGUAGGUGUCGAUAUGCAGAUUGAUGAAAUAUUUAGGACGAAAUGGCAGUCAGCCAAACAGCUGCUCUACGAAACUCUGCAGAUGCAUCAACUUUUGACUCGGAUGUUGCGAUCCCUAACAUGUGGUCAGCCCACGGGGAUGCGCUUCCGAGUUACCGCAAUGCCAAAGAGACAACGCAAAAUAUGCCCGAUCACUUCAUUGAAGCUGGUGGAAGCAUUGAGUCACGUCAUAAAAGAGUCCUGCGAGUACUCAAGACACAUCGCGUACCCAGUGACGCCGGAAUUACUUCAGUGGUUAAUGUUCAUUUUUUUUUAAUUACUCGAUGUGAGCAGCUCUCUGGACCUUCGUCAACGCCAUCCCGUUUCUGGCUUGAUAACCCGCAGCAAUGUCAUCACAGCUGUGUCGGAGUAGAUGGGCCCCUAGGAUUCCUCGUUACAAGAACAUUGUCGAUUAAUUAUCUUUAGUGCGAUGGCUUAAUUUGGGGCCCGACCCACGUGAAGUCUUCGUGUGAAGAAGGGAAAAGAAAAUCGACUCUAAAUAUGUAAGUGAACAUCUAUGUGGGAUUAAAUGUAUCAAGUGGCAAGCCCAAGGGUAGGCCUUCAUGUAGCAAAGGCGCCUCUGAGACAAAAAAAAAAAAGAGAUACUAAUGUCAGUAGAGGCGAAUAGAUGUGUGAUAGUUGGGGGUAACUGUGAAAACCGGUAUACUUCGUUAACCGUCAGUAAUGACAAGCUAACUCCAGUAGACUAAUUGAUUAAAAUGUAUCCGUGUUGUUCGGCCGGACUACGCCACGCGCUCGACAUCCGGGGCAGCCUUACGUUUCACCCUAGCCGUGAUGACAUUGACAGCGCUGCAGAAACAAGAUGAACUUGAUAUUUUCGAAAUAUUUUUUCAGAUCAUCUUAGAAGUUUGUUUUUUUCCGCGUUACUCGGCUCAGGCCAGCUUUAGAAAAGUACGAGUUGUGGCAUCUCGGUGUUUUGUCGCGGCAUCUAACGAGUUGGUGUUUCGUCGAAGAUGUCCUCUAUAUACUUAAUGUGGGCGCGUUUACAGUUGUGGUGUAAUAGCAUAGCUUCGAGCAUGUAUAUUAACCGAUAAAGAGGUCUGUUAACCAAGUUUUUACUGUACUCAGGUGCAGUAAAGAACUCAAAUAGAUAGAGAGAGAGAGAGAGAAAAAGAAGUUUCCUUUGACUAUUUUCGUGGAUUCUACCUAGCCAUGUAUGACUCCCUUUAAACAGAUACGUAAAUGCUCUUUGGCGAUCAAUAUACUCUCUUAGGAAAUUCGAAAUUCGUGGGUCCCUAAAAAGAGUUCACAUGUCUAUAUAAAGGGAAUCGUGUUCGUGCAAGUGGCUUGUCACCAAAAGAGUCACACAUUCUCUUUUAUUCUUCUGAGAGAGAAGGAGAGAAAGGAAAAGCGCGAACUCAAUGUGUCCUUGUUGUUCAUAUAACCCUGUUACGCGAAACCCUCGCAAUUUGUUUUCUUUUUUUUUUCUUCUCGUUGGCUAAAGCUCAUAGCGUCAAAUGAAUGGCAGUAAAUAUUAAGUAAGAGAUAUAUCUACAUUUAGUACAACGUUAACGAAGUCAGUAAUACUUUCUCUUACUUUGAGGGCUCCUCAGUGCUGACGUGACUAGAUUUACAUAUAUUUUUUCCCCCUCUGAGCGAGCCGUUUCGCCAAUAUUCGCUUCGUCGAACUCUCUCUGUGUCGAAUGCUGAAGCAGCAAAGCAUUGCGUGCAGCGAAAUCAUGAUCCCCACGCGUGUUACCAGAUCCACAACAACUACACACCUCACGCCCAUUCCAUUUACUGAUCAUUGAGACCAAUGCCUUAACGCUUGACGUUAAAGCCGAAGAGCAUCUAUAAGCAUUGAGUCGAGUGUUCGAGAUCAUUCGCUUUCGGGCGGUGCUUCGGUUGCCGACUUGACUUCUUGCGUCGACUGAGGCGUGGACCAGGUAGCCUUCGUUUUAGAUCCACUACCGUCUCGAAUGUCGUAUUACAGACCUUUUCGUUUUCGUAAAAGAACUCACAUUUUUGUUUCGCACAUUUAGCGAUGACGUCACAAUGACUACCAGGAACGCCGUUGGGCUAAGAAGCUGGCAGCGGGUGCUAUUUUGGACAUUUUCGAAUUCCGCCAUUGGUAAACUUUGACUGGCCCAGAGAGCUACUACGGGCUUCCUGAUUGGCUUGAAAGGCCACCGUUGCCGUAUCUGACCAAACAGGGGAAAUCGACAGUGUCAAAAAUAGAAGCCCUGUCAUUCGAGUUGUGGUUGAUUUUUUUUUCCUUUUAACAUAUUGAAUUGAUGGCUUGCCGACACCUAUAACCGGCUGGAACGGCUAAAUUAGUGUCGGAUUUUUGCGUGAUUUCUUACGCUGAUUGCUUAGCGAGAAAGCCUCUUGAUUUCGCCGAAUCGUGUGCUGUGAACACUUGUGCUGUAAACUAUAAUGCGCAUUUUACCGAGGAUGACUGUGUACUACCUCCAGCGCUUAGCGUGUGAACGUGCUGUGUUUACUAAUUAACGAAGUGCGCCGCUUAUAGUCCCGUGUGUACAAUUGUCAAAAGCGCAUGUAUCGAUAUAUGAAUUGCGCCUCGCAUACCGCCAGCUUCACUUGUUGGCUCCAGUUUGUAACACGUUGUGAUCUUUUGUCUACAUGCAGAGGUUGAUUAUGGGUACAACUGUUCUUUGAGGGGCACUGCAGACGUGUCACGCGUCUGAUAUUUUCGAGAAAGAGUGUGAAGUGUGUAAUGCCGCUAGCGAAUCUCGUAGCAACGACUUCUGCAGCAGGUCAAUAAGCGUUCGUGACACUUGGCCUGAGGUCUUUAAGAAAGAGAGCAGCACGAAACACCAUCUUUAUGCUUGGAGAGAGAAGGCUUCGUCGCUGUGUCGAAUGGUUCAACACUGACUGAUGGUAAGCUGUGGUUCCCGCGGCUUCUUUCCUGGAAGCAAGGGCCGUCAAACGGCCUUUGCGCCACAGAACAUCACACAUCAUCAAUCAAUAGAGAGAGAGAGAGAUAAAGGAAAUACAGGGAGGUUUACCAUCAUCAAUCAAGACUUAAGAACCGCCAGUAAGAUAUGUCAGGCUUCGUAAAGCUUGGAAAAGGAGUACUGAAUUCCCGCGAUAGGCCAAAUUAUUCAAGUUCGUGAAAGUCCAUGUGUCUUAACCAUUCACCUGGAUCGCACGUGUGCAGUCGUCAGCAAGUUUGACACGAACUCUCCGACGCGUGACCUUGGCUAGUUUGACGGAUGCCAGCAGCGAAGCGCUGGGUGCUGUUGCCGAGAUUAUACUUUGAUAAACUUUGAUGAUAUUUCGGCAUGUAUGAGCAACAUCUCGGCAACAGACACCAAAGCUACGAGGCGCUAGCGUCAUCAGUGAAACUGUUUCAGAACAUGCUGCCGAGCGUUCGUUAAGCUUGCUGACGAUUGUGCACUAGCAGCUGCAGCCUUCUCGACUUCGGAAUCUAUUAGACGGCCUCAAAAAAGGAUGGUGAGCUGUCGACCGAUCGUCGAGUGCAGGGUUUUCUUUGAGCACGCACGCAGACGUGUAUACUACCCAAUAUGUGAGUUUGAUAGUUGUAGGUUUUUCACAAAAGCGGUCAUUACGAACGUAUAGUUGCAGACAAAAAAAAAAAACAGCUGAACAUACAGUCUGCGGUUAGCGUGGGCGAGAGAAAAAAAGCACUCGACAUUCAGAAUCUCGUACGCAUGACAGAAUACUAGCUGAGGCGUUUAUAAGGUAAAGAGUCGGGCACACUGACACCUUAUAAGCUGCAGCAUGUCAAUGUCGGCGCUAUCGACGAGGCACAUCCAAAGGCAGCCCACGCUGGGAAUGUUCGCACCGAACACAUUAUCUCCGACGAGAGUAGUAUCUUUCUCAAAACCUCUUCUGGCUAUUAGCAUUACCAAAUGUGUAAAGGGCAAGCGUGUUGUUCGUGCUAGACGAAGAAUUUGCAAAGUGAAGCGACACCUGGUGGACGCUGGUGAACGCUGGCUGUUGAGUUACGGCGUUCACUGUCUCUGUAAUUGUGUCCCUGAUGAAUCAGCCAAUAUUUCUAAAAGACAGGGUGGCGGGGAAAGACUUUAUUGUGAAGAGAGCGCAUGGGCCCUCAAAAGGGCCCUACAGACUAAACGACGCCCUCAGUCCGGGACGUCAUUGCACGACACUGCUGCUUUUGCUGUCGCAAUGAGGAAGUGCCGAGGCUGGAUCAGCUAACCAGCGUCAACUCCUAGUCCUCUCGAAUAGGAUUUCGAGGAGGGGAUCGAUGGCUGCAUUCAGCUGGCGGGCAAUGGUAAAGGCAAAGGCGUCGUGUAAUGGUUACAUAACAAAGACAAAAUUCCUUAUAUAAGCCUUACUAUAACAAAGCUGUAACAACUUUUCAAUGCUGCUGCGCUGUCUUCGGCCAUUUCAGUUCUAGUGCCACGCGUGUCCGACUUGAAAGUGUUCGCUACUUUCGCGUGACUUUGGUAAUGUCCCGCUGGAUGUGCACUGUGUGUUAGUGUGUGUGCUUUUUUCUUCUGCAUCACGCGACGUAAACCGACUGUAGAGGGCGCGUUGUUUGCAUUGCGCGAUACGACAAGGUGAAAGAGACGACGGGCUGUCCGGGCGGUGCGCUGCAAUACAGAGGAGCCCAAUGCUAGUCGAACGCUGACUUGUUGUCUUCUGGAGCUUUAAUUAAGAAUGAAGAUACAAAAUAAAGCAAUAUCGAAGGUUGUUUCUUAUACACCGGA